AUUCUGUUGGUUUUCAGGGAUGAACAACAUCCUGAAAUAUCUGCAGGUAGUCUAGUUAGAGACAAACUCUAACUGCCCCACUCUUCCCUACUGUUGCUGUGAGAAGUAAAAAGGGGAGGAGCUGUAACUAUAACCCCGCCCCUUCUCUUAUUACGGCAGCACCUCUCCGUAUAAAAUCCCGACCAACGGCUGCUUGUGAGAAGAACCAGCGUCGAUCUCCUCUCGGACCUUGGAGGGUCACACUUACCCGAAACUUCUUUUCAAAUGGGCCCCGUCGCCUAGCGUUUCCUCCCCCCAGCCUCGCCGACCGAGUUGAAUCCCAAACAUCCAGCCCGCCUGGGUCCCUAAAAGGUAAAAAAGAGGGUGACCUAAAAUGGAGGGGGUUGUUGUUGUUUUUCUCUGUGGUGGUCUCCUAACGACUGAGGGGGCGAGCUAACGAUGCUAACAGGCUAGCUUCAGAGAGCUGCUGUGAGUCUGUCUUUGUUUUGGUUCAACACAGCAGACGGAGAAAUGUCAGAUAUAUGUCACUUAUUUUGUCCAUAAGUGUGUGUUCUUAUCAUGUUAACGGUCGUUUAGUGAGGAGCGUCAACACUAAAAAACGGUUAUUGUCAUUUCAAGUGUCAAUAAUCAUGAUGUUGUUAAAAACAGAAUGUUCUCGAUACAAAAUCACCAACUCUGUCGUUUUUUAAGCUUUAUUUCUCCUAGUCUAAUCCGUCUUUAUUCACAUUCAUCAUCUCUAUAACAAACAAAUAACAAAUGUGUAAUUUUCCCGUGAAAACACGAAGCUGUAAUCCGUCAAAAUGUCGGAGUUCUGCAGAGACUGUGGAUGUAAACAGGUUUCUGCAGAGAAGGAUGAGAUUCUGCUGCAAUGGAUGGAUGUGGACCUGCUGCACCACAGUCUGCUGCUGCAGGAAAACACACAACAAAAUACACAAAAAUACACAACUAAACUAAAGAUCUGCCGUUUUAAUUCAAUUUUGUUUUUAUAUUUUAAUCUGCAUUAUGAGAUUUUACCCUGUUUUAGUCCUAGACUUAUUAUUCUGCGUUUUAUUACCUGUUAUUGUUUGAUUUAAAGACAGUUUUAUUUAAUCCACUUUUAACGCUUUAUCACCUUUUUAUUAUAUUUUAAAUCAGUCUUUAUUUCUAUGUGUUUUACACAGAAAAAAGAAACAAUGAAAACCCAAAUCUACCUUCUUUUCCACCCCACGAUCUAAACACAUCAGAUAUAGAAUUAAAAUGCAUAAACUAAACAUAAAUUUAAUGGAAACUGGCUCUAAAGAAACGUCAUUUUAAAACUCAAAAUAAGGAAACACUGGAGGUUAAAAUCUAAAAACAAAGAAACAUAGACUGAAAUUUAUGAAAUAAUAGAUAAAGUGAAUAAAAACAACAAUAAAAGAAACUAAAAUAAGAACACCAAAAUAGCUCAAUAAAAAUGUUUUCAUUUUGCUUUUACAAUCAAUAAAAAAGUGAAAGUAGAUCAGACAGAUAAGAAGAGCCAAAGCCAUUAAGAGCUUUAAAAACCAAUAAAACAACCUUAAACUCUGUUCUAAGAGAGACGGGCAGCCACUGCAUUUUAUCACGGUUUUAUUGUUUUAGUCCUUGAUCCAGUAUUUCCUUAUCCAUUUUAACUCGAGAUAGUGUUUCAGUCAUCUGUGGGAAGUUCAAGGGUCCUCACCUGUUUUUUUUAUUUGUGUGUGUGUGUGUGUAUCUGUGUGUGUGAGUGCUGAAUGGGGGUUGGGAGGGUGGGUGGGGUUUGGUGUUUGUAUUUUUAUCUAUUUUAUUUCAUAGUUUCUUCAUAAUCCUGCUUGAAUGGACAGUACUUUGAUUGAUUGAUCGAUUGAUUGAAGUAUUCACAGUGAAUUGUGUAGUUUGAACCAUUUGGUUUGAUCAGAUUGAUUGCAUUGAAUGAACAAGAUAGAGGGAAGGAGAGAGAGAAUGAGUAAGGGAGGGGGAGAGAAUAGAGAACAAGGGUGAGCGAGAGAGAGAGACGGGGACAACAACAACAUCAACAGCUCAUGUCAUGGUGACAAAUUGUUGUUGUCUUGUCUUGAUGUUUGUAUUUUCCUCUCAUUGUAAUUUCUCUACAUUUAAAAUGAUUAAUUAAUCUAUUGCUGAGAUGCUUGAAGGUCGUGAACCAUCUCUGUUGAAAAUAAAUACUUUAAGACUUAAACAGUCAGUGUUUGUCUGCUGUUUUUAUCUCAGGUUACAGACAGAAUCAUUAAUCAAUCAGUAAAACAAUCAAUCAAAUACAGAAGUUGACUUAAGGUGGAGUCAGAUGACACAAUGACAACAGAGAUGUAAAAUAAUAGAAUAGUAAUAUGAGUGAUUAACCUAUUUGUUAAGCAUAUAUUACAGUUAUUCACAGUAUGAAAUGUAUUGCAAUAUUAAAAAUUAAAGGUGUAUUUAUACUCAGGCUUCAGCGUGUUUGUACACCUGACUCCUCUGUUGUGAUUGGCUGUUCUCAGCGGUACAUUGUGUGGUUUUUAGAGCCUGUAAAUCAGAGUUUGGAGGACUGAAUAACCCUCCAAGACAAACAAAAGCGACUUAAAUGGAAACAACCUCGAGCUGCUUUCAUAAUGUCUGGCGUGAACCCAUCUGUGCGAGGAAUCCUGCAGCGCUGAUGUGAGUCAUGAGGUCUGGAUCUGAUCAGAGCGUCUCUUCUCUCCAGGUUUCCAUCAAGCACAGCGAACAGAGACCAACAACAGGAGAAUGGCGGCCAUUCCAGCAGGCGGCUCUCUGGUGGCGACCACUGACUACUACCGAAGUGAGUCUCCCUCUCCUUCCUGUUCCUCCUGUUAGGUCACACGGUGUUACUCCGUUGAAUUUACAGUUUACUCACACCGGAUUAUUCAUCACUAAGAGCCUCGAGUGUGAAUGUAAUGACUCACUGUGGCAUCUUUCCUGAGGGGUAGAUGAGUAGUGUGUGUGUGUGGGCUUUACUUAGGAUGUGAGAGUUUAGGUUUGUUGUGAGUCAUUUCUUCUACUCUAACAUUAUUUCAUGGUCAUGUUGCAUCACCUCAAAGUUAGCCAAUCAUGGCAGGAUGUAGAAACAGAAUUACAGCACCCCUAGACGAGUCAAACAGGUGUUUUUUUCUUCAUCUUCCACUCUUUAAGUUGAUGAAUAUUCUUAUUUUGAGGAUUUCCGUUUGUUUCAUUCAUCAGAGCAGCUGUGAAAUGUCCAAAAAAGAGAGAGAUGAUUAAUUUUGAGUUUGUUUAUUCCAGAUGAAGCAGCUGCAGGGAUGUUAAUUUUCACAACUAAUGGACUUUAUCUCUCUGCUCUAUCUUAUGGUGAAGUUACAUCAUGUUAGACAACAGCAGAGUUAUUUUGAGCGGGUCUGGAGGGGCUGAAACGACAGGUGACUCUGUCCACAGAAAUCCCCUCACUGCGUUUCUUCUUUGAAUCAAAAACACCAAAAAUUAAAAAUCCCGUCUUGAGCUUUUCUCGUCUCUCAUCUUGAGUCAGUUAUCCAGCUGCACCUGUCCGAGUGAAUCAAAUCCGAGGCGUGUAUCACAGAUCCGGACUCGCCCCUCAGGCUGACGUUACAUAACCAACAGAAAAUGGAUUUCCAUUUUCAGUGUCCCCCUGAACGCCCGAACCGUCCUGCUCACGACAGGGAAGAGUUAGAUAUUACGCAAGAUCAUGAAGCUUUUCCUCUGGGUCAGAGUUUUGCAUGAAAUUCCUCUAAAAAUAACCUGCUGCACCCCUCUGCCUGUUACAUUUGGCCUCUCAGAUUAAAUCAACAUUGUCUCUGUUUGUCGUCUCCUCCUGCAGGGCGCAUCGGCUCCACCUCCAGCAGCAGCUCUUGCGGCAGUUCGGAGUACAGCGGAGAGGUCAUCCCUCACCAUCCAGGUGUGUGUUCGAAUCAAAACACAGAAAACAACUACUGUACUGUACUGUGGUAUAAAGUUAAAGUUAAUCUUUCAAACCUAUUUCAUUAAAGUCCAAAUAUCAGCUUUUUAGUUCAUGAGAAAGAUAAACCGGUCUCCUUCCAGAGGAUUUCCUCAGUUUGUCCUCACUGAGCCUCCGUCUAAGAUCCUUUUAACUCUCUAAAUAAAGAGCGAGUAUUUGUAAGGCUGCGGUUUUUGGACUGAACGUGGUGUUCUGCUCAAGAGGAGCAACAUCCUGUUUCUGUCUCAGAUCCAGAUGUUUCAGCACUGAUUCAUGUGUUUCACCGAGAACCGUUCUAUUUCGACAUGUCCUGUGUGGGCGCCGCUGUCUCUCGGUUGUCACGGCGCUCAUUGAUCUGGUUAUAUCACAGGCACAGCUUCAGUUUCACUAACCUCUCUGCUUUGAUGUGGUGAAGUAAAACAACAGCGUUACCAUGAAUGAGUCAUCCUGAUACACAGAGAGGGUUUCUGGUCUGAUCUCGCUCAGAAUGAACAUCAAAAUCAUCCCGAUCUCGACACAUGUGCGUUCAGCCCCUCAAAAUAAACCCCCAGCAGCACCAGAUCAUAUCUGCUGACUUCCCCCAGUAAUCCCAGCUCAGCCUUAUGUGGAAACCAUCUGGGUUAGCGGCUCAGUGCUGGCUCAGGUCUGAGUCCGUGUGCCUCUUAUAACCACUGGGUCAGCUUUUUGAAAUGGUGUCAGGGUGCAAAAUUGCACACACACUUAACAACUCACACAGUUGAACCGCAGGUGAAAUAUAAACGUAUCGUCUUUAUUUCCCAGGAGACAAAUUUGUUAGUUUCAGGGAGUCAAGUCUGUUUUCAGAGACACUUUUGUUGGUUUAAAAUACCGUAAACUUUUCCUCUGGAUGGGAACAGCCCUCCAAAAUAUAACUAGCUCAUCUCAAACCUGCAUCUACUGCAGAGCAACAGAGAAACAGGAAUGUGGUGCAAAAUAGUGUGUUUACAGUUUUUUCAACGACAUAUGCAGUUAAUUAAGUCGCUAACAAUCCUGACAGCAAAUCUAAGUGAAUCACGGGUCUUUCCCUCAUGAUGAAUCACAUUUUUAACUCGACUUUUACUUGUAUGUGUCAGCCUCAGUAAAGUCCCUGUCUGAACAGUCCAAUCCUGGUGUUAGUUCGACCACAGAGACGGCAGCACUGUUGUUGUUGUUCUGAACGAUCUGUUCUUCUUUACCUCAUUUGAAUAGUAGAGAAUUACAACAUCUAAAAUGAUCAUAUUUUUGUAUCAAAUAAACUCUGUCGACCGAGAUUUGUCUGCUCAGAUACAUACUGCAGUGUGUCUCUAACUAGCUUGACCCCGAAGCUAAGAAUAGCACAUAGCCGUUGUACUGUAAGUAUAACUGAGUGUAACUUAUUGCAGCUGCUCACACACACACACACACACACACACACACACACACACACACACACACACUCAGAGUCAGUCUGACUGUUCUGUUCUGCAGCUCAGUGCCUGAUGAAACACACACAGCCCACAUUUAUCACAGUGGUCAGUACAGCGUGUGACAUUCAGUCUGGUGUCCCGCCUCAGAGACUACAGCUGCUGCUACUUCUGAUGGUGCGUCCACCCUUAAAAGAAUAACUUCAAUCCUGGAGCAUAAACGUAUCAAACCUCUGAUGUUCUCCUCUGCUGCUGAGGGAGGUUUUAAACGUGAUGUGAUAAGCUGUUCAAUCCAGAGAGAAAAAUAACCGAGUGUUGACUCCAUAUCAGCUUCAAAGUCUCAUCCCUCUUUUCUUUUCUUUAGGCCUCCCCAAGCAGGACUCUGGCCACUGGUGGUCCAGUUUCUUCUUUGGGAAGCAGCCAGGGAUGACCCCACUGACUGAGGAGGCACACCAGAAGUAAGUAAAAACACACACACACGUGUUGCAGUGCUGUUCUACUUUCCCUAAGAGGUUUCAGGUCAGCCACAUAUUAACUAAAUCAGCCACCUGACAGUUUGUAAAGCACUGGUAUAAAAUAAACAAACUGAAUUCAUGGUUCUGAGGUGGCCUCCUAAAACCUGAAUGAAACCUGCUCACCCUGGAGCAUUUACCUUGAAUAUUUACUAUCUUUUAAAGUUUGCUCAGACCUCGGGUGACUCCACUGCUGCUGAGUUUUCUCAGCUUACUUUAGCUGAAACUUAUCACACACCCUUUUCUCGAGGAAGAAGGUGUUUGUUAAGUUCCUCUUGUAGAUAAGAAGCAAAACUAAUAUGUACCAGAAGAAUCCAUGUUUAGAAAGCUGAAAUCCAUGCUUAAUGCAUGUACUGCCAACAGGUGACUGUAGUAGGUAUCUAAUUGGCUGAUUCGACCGUAUUUGUGUUUUUAGUUUGAUAAGCUCAAAAUAAAGUAAAUGGCUGUUUUUGUUAUAUUAUACUGACCAGUGUAAGAGGGUUUCCAUAGAAAUGGUCUGAAUUUAAAUGGGGUUGGAAUCUGUCCUGAUUUGACUCGUCCCUGUUCUACUGAAUCAUCUCUUACCUGUUUGACACCCGUACACGCCCUUUCUGCAAACUGCCAUGACUAAUUCCUUCCCCAUCACUGUCUUUGUCUCUCUCAGAGUGGGGGUCCCAGGUGCAGUGACCAACGGUCAGAUCACCUGCGUUGCCAGGGAGAUGGUGAUGCAGCGCCAGGUGAGUGAGAGCAGCGAAGCAGGAAGCCCCACCUCCUCCUGAUCAGCAGCCUCAUUCUGACACCGCACCUAUGGGGGAAUCAAACCAACGACCAACGCUAGGUGACGGGAGGACAUCCCGUUUACAACCUUACUAGUUUCUUUUUUUUUUUUUACUAUAACUCUUCGUAGUGUAGGCUGCCUUACUUGUUUUUGUUUUGGUAACCUUGUUUUUUUAUUGACAACCGAGAAAAAAAAAAUAAAAAAGAAGAGAAAAAGACGACGAUGAAACUGAUAAGCUCCUUUCUUUGUGUUUUUAUAAACAUUUGUACUGUUCUGUGUUUGUACAUCUGUGGUGAGCAGAUACACUGUGGUGCACACACAUCCACAUGCCUUUGUUAAACAUUUUACACUUUGGUCACCCUGUGAUUGCAAAUGCAAUAAAAGUAGACUCUUGCAGCCUAACA
This is a messenger RNA of Xyrichtys novacula (pearly razorfish), 6962 nucleotides long. The record is from the annotation of a GenBank genome assembly. NCBI's taxonomy places the organism in Eukaryota, Metazoa, Chordata, Actinopteri, Labriformes, Labridae.